AUGCGCAUCACCUCGCUCGUCUUCUCUCUUUUUUGCGCUGCGGUCGCAUCCUCGAGUGCCGUUCCAGCACUGAUACAGGAUGAAGUUGGCAGCGCAUACCCUAUCACUGUUUCGACGGGGAAUGACUCUGUCCAAGAGUUUGCUUUUACCAACGCCUUCGCCAUCCACUACACCAUCACUAUGAAGGUGAAUGGCGUGGCUUAUCAGGUGCUCGUCGACCUGGGGAGUUCAGACACAUGGAUCAACCCCGUGGUUCAAGGCAACGUCACUCCGCCUGGUCUCAUCUAUACAGGAAUAAACGCCACCAUCGAUUAUUUGGCGGGCGGAAACGCACCGGCCGACAUCGUGUUGGCGAACGUCACUCUUGGCCCUUACACGAUCAACAACCAGGCAAUAGGAAUCGUCAAUGAGACUACCGUAACGUGCCCUGGGGGGUAUGCGGGGCUUAUCGGACUCGCCGGGUUUUACUCUUCUCAUCGCUGGGUUUUACUGACGCGGCCGUCUCAGCUUUUCAAACUCGUCCCGGAGCUUCCUAACUACGUCACGUUUCAGCUGGACACCAAGUCUCCAUACGGCUCCGAGCUUGGGAACGGCGGCGUGUUCACUAUCGGAAGCGUGCUAUCAGAUGCGGAGGAAGUCCUCGAUUCUCCCGUCAUGGAAAGCCUUCUCCCUGGACAGUGGAUGAGUUUCCUUCAAAGAGUAGAAGUCAACGGCCGAACGCUUUCCGGGCACUCGAACAUAACCAAUGACACGGCCUUGGGAAAGAUCGUCACUGUUCCCGAGGGUAAUACCGUCGUGCUCUUCGACACUGGUUCCGCCUUGAUUCAAGGCCCAUCUUGGUACGUCGAUGAGAUAUACAGUGGUGUGGAAGGCGCGAACAGGACAAUUAUCGGCGGCUCGGAUGUCGCGUGGGAGGUCCCCUGCGAUACUAAGCUCAACAUCAGCUGGGUAUUCGAUGGUGUCACGUACCCUUUGCAUCCUGUCGACUCCACACAUGGCCUGCUAUCCCUGGACGGAGAAUAUCUCUGCAUCGGCUCCAUACUUGGAAACGAUAAUCUGUGGACCAUAGACGUCGACUGGCUCAUGGGAGACAGGUUUAUGGGCAGUGUAUACCAGGUCUUCGACUAUGGCGACAUAGACGUGGCUAGCGGCCCCAUCAGGGGUACAACGCAGCUCCUCGGGGUUGUCGACCCCGAUCAAGCAUGGGCGGAGACGGACGCACUUCUGGCCGACCGCAGGCAGAAAUUCCUCGAAGCGGCCAAGCGGCCCCCUUCCCCCUGUACGCAGGACCCCACCCCUCUGAGCAUGGUUCCAACAGACACACGUCCCGCGACUUGGACGGGAUCUACGAGCCCUGCCUCGGUCACUACUCUUGCGGACACUGCGGUGUCUUCGUUCCUCGCAACGGCGUCCGAAUUACCUACUGGAUCUGCGAGCGUGUCUGUUGGCACGGGUACGACGCCGUCUUCGGCUAGUACCGUCUCUGCCUCUUCUCCUUCUACUAUUGCUUCCGCCACUGCACACUCCAUCUCCGCUUAG
Epithele typhae is the source of this 1539-nucleotide messenger RNA. Its product is annotated as aspartic peptidase domain-containing protein. Gene Ontology annotation, biological process: proteolysis. The transcript is spliced from 10 exons. Gene Ontology annotation, molecular function: aspartic-type endopeptidase activity. Bases 1 to 1539 code for a protein of 512 amino acids. The record is from RefSeq and is a predicted model, not a curated record. NCBI's taxonomy places the organism in Eukaryota, Fungi, Basidiomycota, Agaricomycetes, Polyporales, Epitheliaceae.